CCGGGGCGGCGCGGCGGGCACCGGGCGCGGGCAGAGCUGCGGGCACCAGCGACGCCGGUGUCGUCGCUGCUGCUGCUGCUGCCGCCGCCGCAGCCACCACCACCACCACCACCAGGCGGAUCCGCGCUUCUGCCGGAGCUUCUUUCGUCGCUUUACUUUCGCGGCCCGGAGCAGGGACAUUAUGCCGAAGAGAAAGUCUCCAGAGGGUGCUGAAGGCAAGGAUGCAGCAAAAGUAACUAAACAAGAGCCCACAAGACGAUCAGCAAGAUUGUCAGCUAAACCUGCUCCACCAAAACCUGAACCUAAACCAAGGAAAAACACGAAGAAGGAACCUGGAACAAAGGCCAACAAGGGUGCUAAAGGGAAGAAGGAUGAAAAACAAGAAGCUGCAAAGGAAGGUACUACACCAUCUGAAAAUGGUGAAAAUAAAGCUGAAGAGAUUCGCAUCUCUCGCUCAGCUGUUAGUGUUUCAACAUCCAGAGGUGCCCCACCCAGCACACUGUCAGUAAAAGGGCAGAUUGAAACAGUGACAGUUAAGGGCUCAGAAAACUGAAUCUGUAGGUGACAAGAAUGAAUGAAAUAUCAUGAAAAUUUUGGGUUGGUUUUAUGUACCUCUUGGACAACUUUUAAAAGAUAUUUUUAUCAAGUAUUUUGUAAAUGCUAAUUUUUUUAGGACUAUGAUAGUUGACAUAUUAAACUAUAUGAACAUUUCUCAUAACAGUGCUUUUAGAAGUUCCCAUUGUUGCCAAGUAAUAUAAAUAUCAACUUAAUAUUGCAAGGUAUGUGUAAAAUUGGAUCAGCAUUCCAUACACUUGCUUUAAGAAAUUGUCUUGUGCAUAUGGUGAUGUUUUUACUGUGUGUAUUUGAAUUUUUCAUGCAGUUUUUCUAGAGCAAUAAUCAGUGGUGCUUUUGUACUUAGGGUUUAUGUGAUUUUAAUGAAACAUGGAUAGAUGUGGCCACCUGCUGACUAUUCUGGGUUCUUUUAAUGGAUUAUAAUAAAAGGUCUCCUUGCCUGCAAAAACUACAGCCUCCAUAAUGUUUUCUCUGAAUCUGAGGAAAAGCUUGCUCAUAUUUUCAGCUGCUACAAGGAAGACUAAAUGAUUUAGCAACCAUUGUUUUGCACGCAGUCUGUUUGCUUUUUUGGGAAUGUCUGAUGAAAAAACACCCACACAGGAGUAACAGCCUGGGAUUUUCAGUGGCUCACAACUUAAGAGACUUAUACAUAUGUUUCUUGUAGAUACAUUCUUCAGAUAUACUGUCCCAGGGUGAGUAGAGUUGCCAUACUUUUAUCAGGAUAUUGUGUCUGUAAGGAGCUAUCAAUACAGAAUGAAUUGCUCAAUUGAUAGAGAUGUACAGUAACUUAGAAGUAGCUUUCUUACUCCUCCACUCCCUUCCUGUUUAUUUGCAUCAUACUCUGGAAACCUUUCUUUCUCUCUACAGGCUCAGAUUUAAUAUAAAUAGUAAUUGCUGUUCUGCUUCAGCUGAGGACAGUUGUUAAUACAUUGAAAUCGCUGUUAAACAGCGUUAUAUAUUUGGUACCUGGUAGAAAUGGAACAAUGAAAGUUAUUUUAGAGGGGAUUGCAGUGAUGUGCUGGAUUAGAGAAUGAUCUUUUAGUGUCCAUGUUUCAACUCCGCAGCUCAUUCUAAGCGCCUUUUAUAAUUUUUCUCCUUCUCUUUUCUCUAGGAGUCUUGAUAUUUUUAUUGUUGCAUCUGGGAUGGGAGGGGUGAGAGAAAAGAUGUUCCCUGUUCUUCAGUAGCAUUGAUUUGUAUUGCUGGAGUGGUGGCCAUUAUGUCUGAUGAUAUCUUUUUGCUUGUUUAAGUCAAUAAAUAAAUGACUGUUGCCUGA
Messenger RNA from Colius striatus (speckled mousebird), 1846 nucleotides. RefSeq names its product high mobility group nucleosomal binding domain 3 (gene HMGN3). Gene Ontology annotation, biological process: chromatin organization. The record is from RefSeq and is a predicted model, not a curated record. Gene Ontology annotation, molecular function: nucleosomal DNA binding. Gene Ontology annotation, cellular component: nucleus; chromatin. The transcript has 7 exons. The coding region runs from base 182 to 553 and encodes 123 amino acids. NCBI's taxonomy places the organism in Eukaryota, Metazoa, Chordata, Aves, Coliiformes, Coliidae.